This is a messenger RNA of Phalaenopsis equestris, 1669 nucleotides long. RefSeq names its product putative lipase ROG1. The record is from RefSeq and is a predicted model, not a curated record. NCBI's taxonomy places the organism in Eukaryota, Viridiplantae, Streptophyta, Magnoliopsida, Asparagales, Orchidaceae. The transcript is spliced from 11 exons. The coding region runs from base 158 to 1228 and encodes 356 amino acids.
AUUCAUCAAUUACAUGUUCCAUUUUCUCCUGCGGAAAAUAAUCCCUUCUACAAUCUUAUUUUGCUUCAUCCGUCUUCUCUUUCUCUAUUUCAGAGAUCGCGGAUUGAUUCAUUAAUCAGUAGUGUGAUAUCCAUAGCUGAGCUGGGGCCUGGGAACGAUGAGUUACGAAGUAGAUGGAGAUGUUAGCUCAGAGGAUAAGCCCAAUGGAGGUCUGGACAUGUGGAUUUCUUGUCCCGAGCUCCCCACCUCGCCGCCCGACCAUCUUGUCGUCAUGGUUCACGGAAUCCUCGGCAGUACUACUGACUGGUUGUUUGGGGCAAACCAGUUUGUUAAAUCAUUUCCUGGCAAAAUCAUUGUGCAUUGUAGUGAGCGCAACAUGCACAAAUUGACGCUUGAUGGAGUCGAUGUCAUGGGGGAGAGAUUAGCUGAAGAAGUGGCUGAUGUCAUUAAUAGCAAACCAGAGUUGAAAAAAAUAUCCUUUGUUGCACAUUCAGUGGGAGGAUUAGUUGCUAGAUAUGCAAUUGGAAAGUUGUAUAGACCUCCUAUUGAAAAAUUCUUAGAAAAUUCAGACUGCAAUGACAAUAAUGACCCUAGAGGAACUAUAUGCGGUCUGCAAGCCAUCAAUUUUGUUACUGUUGCUACCCCUCAUCUUGGUUCCAGGGGUAAUGGACAGGUACCAUUUCUUUUUGGCUUUACUGCCAUUGAAACACUCGCGUCUCGUGUUGUCCACUGGAUAUUUGGUAGAACUGGUAGACACCUUUUCCUUACUGAUAAUGAUGAUGGAGAACUGCCACUUUUGUUGAGGAUGGUCAACGAUUGCAGUGGUUUCUAUUUCGUGUCUUCCCUGAAAGCAUUCAUACGCCGAGUAGCCUAUGCAAAUGCUGGAUGUGAUCACAUUGUAGGGUGGAGGACCUCUUCAAUAAGACGUAAUUGUGAGCUGCCGAAGUGGGAGCUUGCUUUAAGUCAAAAGUAUCCACAUAUCGUCUAUGAGGAAAAUUCAGUGGGAGAUAAUUGUGAUCAACAUACGCAAAUUUCUCCUUCUGAUUGUGACUAUGAAGAAGAGAUGGUUACAUGCCUUUCCAGAGUGCCUUGGGAAAAAGUAGAUGUUAGCUUCCAUAACAGUAAACAGUGGAUCGCUGCACACAGUGUCAUUCAGGUUAAGUAUUCCUUUAUGCAAUCAGAAGGUGCAGAUGUCAUACAGCACAUGAUUGACCAUUUUCUUCUUUAAGGUUAUAUCAUGGCGGCAUGAAUUUUCAUGUAAGGAUAUGAAACACGACAAACGAGGUGGGCCCGUAGCUGACAUCUGUCGGAGUUGGUCGGGAGAAUCAAAUCAGAUCAUUCAGAUAGUCGACACUCAAGUUCGAAGGUCGUCACAAAAUACCAAUUGGUCACCUGACCAUAUGACAAGCCGACUGACCUCAUGGUCGAACAAAGGCUAUCCACAUUACCAAUCGAGCAAAAGAUAACCAGCACGGGGGGAAAAGCGGACUAAGGAAUUGCGCUAGGAACAUCGAUGAAAAGCGCAUACCGUCAUUAUGUGGUUCAUCCAGCUAAGAGACAAAUGAAUGGGAGUAAAUCGAGCAAGUAAGGGGUCACCCCAUCGAUGAAAAGUUCGUUUGUAUUAUGAAUCUUAUAAAUUAUUUUAGUACCCAUGAGUUCAUUUGUAUAU